Messenger RNA from Cryptomeria japonica (Japanese cedar), 1792 nucleotides. RefSeq names its product lysM domain-containing GPI-anchored protein LYP6. Bases 376 to 1635 code for a protein of 419 amino acids. Lineage: Eukaryota; Viridiplantae; Streptophyta; Pinopsida; Cupressales; Cupressaceae. The record is from RefSeq and is a predicted model, not a curated record. The transcript is spliced from 5 exons.
CCAUUUCACACAGCGACUCCCAAAAGUGUUGUACAUUUUGUGCAGGCAGAGAAAAGUAGUCUGUAGUGCGCAGGACCUUAUCCUUUAAAAAACAUGAGAGUCGUCUGGAUUCACGGAACUUACAGGAGCGGCAAUGCUUUACUGCCCGCUCCAAAUACAAAUCGCGAUUUAGGUACGUGGUGUGAAAGGAGGAAAAAUGCUUAAAAUUAUUUUUUAAUUUGCAUUUGCUGCAUCUUCCCGGAAACGAAUUUUUUUUCGCAGUCAACAUAUGGCGACAACUGGGUAGCAGCAAGUCAGUCAACGCAGUAAUGAGCACGCAGCGGCUUAAGAAAAACCCCUUCCAGUAGUCCUCUGGAGUGGCAAUUGAGGUUUGGAAUGGCAGGGGUUAGGCAGAAGAGCUCAUUACUGGGUGCCCUAAUUCUCUUCAUCAUAGCGAGGGGCCAAGUAAGCCUAGGGUUACCCUGCAAGACGGAGGGGCAGACCUGCUCAGCGUUGGUGAGCUUCGUUCCGGUGGAGAACACGAAUGUGUCGGCCCUAACUUCUCUUUUUCAGCUCAGCAGUUACCAGCAGCUUUUGGGGGCCAACGCCUGGAAUUUCUCGCUGGGCGCCAACACGGGUAUUCCGAAAGGGAAGAUUGUGAAGGUGCCCAUCACCUGUGUCUGCUCCAAUGCCACUGGGAUCUCUCAAGAUGGACCCAAAUAUAAAGUGCAGCCAGGCAAUACUCUCUCCAUCAUUGCAGGAACCAUCUUUGGAGGGCUUCUUAACUACUCUGAUAUUCAGAAGGUCAAUCCCCAGAUCACGGAUGCCAAUAAAAUCUUUGCAGGCGACACUUUUCGAAUCCCUUUGCCCUGCAGCUGUUCGUCCUCCAACUCCUCGAAAGAGAUCCAUUAUUCGUAUCUAGUUCAGAAGGGGAAUACGCUCGAUGCCAUCGCUUCUCAGGCGGGCACCACCGAAUCCACACUCAAGGCGCUCAAUAAUAUUACCGAUUCUUCCCUUCUCCAAGCCGGAAAGGUUAUUGAUGUUCCGCUCAAAGCUUGCUCGUCAAACUUUUCUACAACAGCCACAGACAGAAAUCUACUUGUUGCAAAUGGGAGUUAUGCUUUCACUGCUAGCAAUUGUUUGCAGUGCAGCUGUGGGCCAAGUGACUUAGACUUAUACUGUGUGAAAGCAAAUCUGGGUGCAUCCUGUUCUAGCAUGACAUGCAAAAGCAGCAACCUUAUGGUUGGAAACAUGAGUACAACGAAUACGAGUGCUGGGUGUAACGUUACAAAAUGUUCUUACAAUGGCUAUAUUAAGAAAACAAUUUUGACACUUUUGGAAACUUCCAUUCAGCCACAAUGCCCUGCAAACCAUGUUUUACCUACUUUGACAACACCCCCACCUGUUCUAGCUCCUGCACCUGCACCUGCACCUGGAACUGAAACUCCAGCCAGCUCUCCUAGCGGCGCCGAAUCUCCAACCAGCUCUCCGAGCGGCGUUGAAUCUCCAGCCAGCCGUGGUACUGGAUCUUCACCCGGUUCUCCUAGCGGUGUUUCUCCACCUUCAAAUUCUAUGGCAGCUGAUUCACUUAGCUCAUUGCCUCUUGCUACCAUGUUGGUUUUAGUGCUUCUUCUGAUUCACUUUGGUGAAUGGUAGUUCCUUGUUAGUAAAUUAAGGUUUACAAGUCAAAGUUACUUAGUUUGAUGGGAAGUUAUUUAUGUAACAAGAAAAUAAUGGCUUUAUAAAGUCAAUAUAUUGGAUAUUACAUUACUAAAAGAUUAUAAUAAAAUUACUAUUUUAGUUUUGUUUACAA